Molecule: messenger RNA, 1020 nt
Organism: Sclerotinia sclerotiorum 1980 UF-70
Lineage: Eukaryota; Fungi; Ascomycota; Leotiomycetes; Helotiales; Sclerotiniaceae
Exons: 2
Coding region: 1-1020 (339 amino acids)
Biological process (GO): vacuolar proton-transporting V-type ATPase complex assembly
Cellular component (GO): endomembrane system
Source: RefSeq, a predicted model, not a curated record
AUGGUUCUUCUUACUAUGACGGCGACUAUAGUCGAAGCUUUGCAGACCCUUCAUGAAGCCAAAACCUCUCAUUCUCAUGAACAGUCCGCACAGCUGUCUAGUCAACAGCAAAUGGAAAAGGAAAUCGAAGAGAGCAACCUGACAACCUCCCAGGAAAACGAAGCCCAACUGAGCAAAAAGUAUAAAGAGAUAGGAGAAGAAGAGAGAGACGCAAAGUUGACAGAGGAUAGUGACCAGACUGAUUUGCCAGUUCAGCAGAAUGUGCCCACGUUUAGUACGGGUGAUUCAAAGUUGGUUGGAAAUCCAAAGGUAUCGCAGGAACCACUACUAGCAAAUCCCAAAAUUGGGAAUCCCGUAUCUCAUGGUCAAAUCAUUGAUCUCUGGCAAGACAUAAACAAGCAGAAUCUUUCAUCACUUACUCUGGAGUUAUUAUUGCGAGGUUCUCGUGUUUAUGUUCCACCCCCAGUACCAAAGCCAGAGCCUACAUCGGAAUACAAAGCUCUAAUGGCACGACUUCGACGUGAAGAAGAAGCUCGAACAUACGAACGAAUGAUAAAUCCACCACCUCCUAUGGAGACAUUUGCACAAAUAUUCCCAUCUGCCUCUGCCGCUCAUGCAUUCACUGCAAAUUUUCCAGAACCUGGUAACUCUGAGGAUGAUGACGUUACAUAUGCGGAUAUUGACCGACAAAUUGCUGUUAUAUUUAAUGUAAUAGUAUCUAUUGUUGCUUGUGCGUUUGGGCUAUGGAUGGCUGCAAGGUGGUGGAGCACACCAGCUCGAUUGGCCUUGAGUAUGAGUGGUAGUCUACUUGUCGGAAUUGCCGAAGUGGUGGUUUAUAUGGGUUACAUCAGACGGGUUGGGGAAGCCAAGGGGCAAGCAAAGAAGCUACAAGAGGUCAAGGAGGUAAUGAAAACUUGGGUAGUUGGUGGCGAUGCAAAAGUUGAACAAUUAGAGCCUGUCAUGCUUGUGGAGAAAGAUGACAACGAAGAUGCGAAGCCUCGCCGAAGAAAGAAUAUUUGA